AAAAUUUACAUUCUUUUCUAUUUCCUUUUCAGGAACCUGCAUGGAAAUGUCACAUAUGGAAAAAGGGCAGGGAGUCGGGGAAAAGCAAGAAGCCUCGUAGGAAAUUCCAUUUCAAACAAAUUGCUCGCGCUGUGAAGUUCACCUCGAAGCUGUUUGGUCGAGCCCUCUCACGAAGGAUCAAGGCUACCGUCCUUUACGCUACAGAGACCGGAAAGUCGGAGAUUUACGCCAAGAAGCUGGGAGAAAUAUUCGGACAUGCUUUCAAUGCUCAGGAGUUCGCGAAAAAUCUGUACGCUCUGAAGAUGACUGAGAACGGUAUUCCAGAAGGAGAGAAACUUAGGUAA
Messenger RNA from Acanthoscelides obtectus, 344 nucleotides. NCBI's taxonomy places the organism in Eukaryota, Metazoa, Arthropoda, Insecta, Coleoptera, Chrysomelidae. The record is from the annotation of a GenBank genome assembly.